Messenger RNA from Octodon degus (degu), 2683 nucleotides. It is a transcript of the gene Nectin2, whose product is annotated as nectin cell adhesion molecule 2. Gene Ontology annotation, cellular component: focal adhesion; extracellular exosome; apical junction complex. Bases 282 to 1880 code for a protein of 532 amino acids. Gene Ontology annotation, molecular function: cell adhesion molecule binding. Gene Ontology annotation, biological process: cytoskeleton organization; regulation of viral entry into host cell; coreceptor-mediated virion attachment to host cell. NCBI's taxonomy places the organism in Eukaryota, Metazoa, Chordata, Mammalia, Rodentia, Octodontidae. The record is from RefSeq and is a predicted model, not a curated record. The transcript is spliced from 9 exons.
GUGGUCGCAGUCCAGAUCGGCUCCGAGGGGGGGAGGGUAGGGGAUAGGUUCAGUGACGUCAGCUAGUCCGAGAGGCCGGAGCUCGGUGAGGGGCCCGGGGCGCGGAUCCCGAGAGCCGGGCGGGGAAAGCUGAGCCGGGAGAACCUAACAGGGAGAGCGGUGACCGGCGGGAACUGGCCUGGAGCCGCACCCCCAAGCACCUGCUCGCCUGCCCAGCGGAUCGGCCAGUGCGGAGUGGCCCGCAAGCCCCCGCCCCGGCCCAGCCCCCUCCCGGGCCCCCCAUGGCCCGGGCCGCAGCCCUCCCGCCGUCGAGAUUGUCGCCGACGCUGCCGCUGUUGUCGCUAUUGCUGUUACAGCUCCGAGAAACAGGAGCCCAGGACAUGCAGGUCCAAGUGCUUCCCGAGGUGCAGGGCCAGCUGGGUAGCACUGUGGAGCUGCCGUGUCAUCUGCUGCCACACACCCAGAACGUGAACGUCACGCAGGUGACCUGGCACCGCCUGAACGGAGUCUCCGUGGCUGCCUUCCACCCCAACUUCGGCACCCACUUCCCCAACCAGCAGGCCAGCCAGGAGCGCCUGGCCUUUGUCAGAGCUGGCCAGGGAGCCAAGACCAACCUGUACGAUGCCACGCUGGCUAUCCGAGACCUGCGCCUGGAGGACGAGGGAAACUACACCUGCGAGUUCGCCACCUUCCCAAAAGGCACCCGCUCGGGGGUGACCUGGCUCCGAGUCCUCGCCCAGCCCCAGAACCACGCGGAAGCCCAGGAGGUCACGCUCAGCCUGGAUCCUGUCCCAGUGGCCCGCUGUAUCUCCAUGGGGGGCCGCCCCCCUGCACAAAUCACCUGGAUCUCAACCCUGGAUGGGGAGGCCAGAGACAGCCAGGAGGCAGGACCCCAGGCGGGCACAGUCACCGUCACCAGCCGCUACACCAUGGUGCCCCUAGGCCGAACGGAUGGCGUCCAGAUCACCUGUAAAGUGAAACAUGAGACCUUCCAGGAGCCGGUGCUGCUGCCUGUGAUCCUCUCUGUGCGCUACCCCCCCGAGGUUUCCAUCUCCGGCUAUGAUGACAACUGGUACCUGGGCCGCACCGAGGCCAUCCUGAACUGCGACGUCCGCAGCAACCCAAAGCCCACAGACUACCGCUGGAGCACGCCUUCAGGCACCUUGCCAGCCUCCGCGGUGAAUAAGAGCUCCCAGCUGUUUGUGCACUCUGUGGACCGACUGGUCAACACCACCUUCAUCUGCACAGUCACCAACGCUGUGGGCACAGGCCAUGCCGAGCAGGUCGUCUUGGUCCGAGAGACACCCAACACAGCAGGCGCGGGAGCCACUGGAGGCAUCAUCGGGGGCAUCAUUGCCGCCAUCAUUGCUACAGCAGUGGCCGCCACGGGCGUCCUCAUCUGCCGGCAGCAGCAGAAGGAGCAGAGGCUGCAGGGGGCCGAGGAGGAGGAUGACCUGGAAGGACCGCCCUCCUACCAGCCACCCACCCCAAAGGUGAAGGCGAAGCUGGAGGAGCCAGAGAUGCCUUCCCAGCUCUUCACUCUGGGAGCCUCGGAGCACAGCCCACUCAAGACCCCCUAUUUUGAUGCUGGCGUCUCAGGUACUGAGCAGGAAAUGCCUCGAUACCAUGAGUUGCCCACCUUGGAAGAGAGGCCAGGGCCUCUGCUGCUGGGGGCCACAAGUCUAGGACCCCCCAUUGUGGUGCCCCGAGGGUCACCUGGUGUGGAAGGGGUUUCCCUGGAUCUAGAUGAGGAAGAGGAGGAGACAGAGGAAAACUAUCUGGACAAGAUCGACCCCAUCUACGACGCCCUAUCCUAUAACAGCCCCUCUGAAUCCUACCAGGACAAAGGCUUCAUUGUGUCCCGGGCCAUGUAUGUGUGAGGGCUCUGGUCUCUCACCGGUCACCUCUGAUCCCUUAUGUUUGCUAGGGACCUGGUGCAUGCUGUCAUCUGGCCAAGCCACUGUCAGUUAACACAUGGACAUUCGUCUGUGACCUCUAACCCAAAAUCCUGAACCCAGAGAAACUUCAAGACAGUGGAAGCCUGGUAACUUUAUCACAAGAGGCAGGGAGUAGAGAGGAUAUUUCUGCACAACCUCUGACCACCAGGAUUUGUUUCCCAAACUGUGACUUUAGGCUGUAGCACUCGCUUCUGGCUGGCCCACAUCUCUCUACUCCUCCAGAAAUCCUAAAAACUCCAGACCUCUGAUUUAUCCUCAGGCAGUAAGUCCCGACAGGUCUGAAAGCACAGGCAUUUAGGGGUUCUCUGUUGCUCAGACUUGAGCCCUCCAGGCAGCAGAGCCCCUUUGUCUCCUCCCCACCCUGCUCCACACAGGUAGGAGGGAAGGGGAUUCCCAGCCUUAAGCCGAGUUUUCCCAUCUUCCCCUCCUGCGGGCAGGAGUCUCAGGGUCCAAGCCCUUCUCUGAGCCCUACCACCUAAUUCCUUUGUGCAGAGCAUGAACUCCAGCCCAGUGCUAGAGGAAAAGCUCCAGGCGUUUGCCUUGGUCACCCAGCUGUGGGUGGAGAAUUGGCUGUUACUUGGAAGACUACUGAAUCCUCUGAUCUCUGCCCUCUGGGAAGAGACCUAAACAUCCUUCUUGGGGGAAAAAAUGGGUCACCUGGGUUGGGGGUGGGGGUUAAGAUAUUGUUUUAUAACCUAGAAUUUCCUACAAAAUAUGAAUUUAUA